Molecule: messenger RNA, 2130 nt
Organism: Trematosphaeria pertusa
Lineage: Eukaryota; Fungi; Ascomycota; Dothideomycetes; Pleosporales; Trematosphaeriaceae
Exons: 6
Coding region: 1-1827 (608 amino acids)
Biological process (GO): malate metabolic process; pyruvate metabolic process
Cellular component (GO): mitochondrion
Molecular function (GO): NAD binding; malate dehydrogenase (decarboxylating) (NAD+) activity
Source: RefSeq, a predicted model, not a curated record
AUGUCGUCAAAACAGCACCAGAAGCACCCCAAGUUCGGCCACCUCCCGCUGUCAACUUCAGGGCCGCAGGAAACGACCUUGACGGGCAAUGCGCUCCUUCGAACCCCCUACUUCAACAAGGGCUCUGCCUUCACCAAGGAAGAACGCGAGACCUUCAAGCUCCAUGGCCUUCUGCCCGCAAACGUCCAGACGCUGGAGGAACAGGUCAAGCGCGCUUACGCCCAGUACACCUCGCGGGACAACGAUCUCGCGAAGAAUACCUUCAUGACGAGCAUGAAGGAGCAGAAUGAGGUGCUAUACUACAAGCUCAUCCUCGAACAUCUCAAGGAGAUGUUCUCUGUCAUCUAUACCCCGACCGAAGGCGACGCGAUAGCGAACUACUCGGGAAUAUUCCGGCGACCAGAAGGGUGCUAUCUGAAUAUCAAGGACAUGGAACGCGUGGAGGAUGACAUUGAUCAGUUUGGAGGCCCGCACGACAUUGACCUAAUCGUGGUCAGCGAUGGAGAGCAAAUCCUGGGCAUAGGGGACCAGGGCGUCGGCGCCAUUCUUAUAAGCGUUGCGAAGCUUGUCAUUUACACGCUUUGUGCUGGCAUCCAUCCCUCGCGGACGCUGCCUGUGGUGCUUGACUGCGGCACAAACAACGAGGAGCUUCUCAACGACGAGCUCUAUCUCGGCUUGAGGCAACCACGGGCGCGAGGCGAGAAAUACGACGAGUUCGUGGACAAAUUCGUCCAAGCCUGUAGAAAACGGUACCCAAAGGCCUACAUCCACUUCGAAGAUUUCGGCCUGAAUAACGCCCGACGCAUCCUUGAAAAGUACACACCGAAAAUCGCGUGCUUCAAUGACGACGUGCAGGGAACUGGCGCCGUCACCUUGGCCGCUAUAAUGGCUGCAUUCAAGGCCAGCGGCACGAAAUGGGACGAUGCACGGUUCGUUAUGUUUGGCUCAGGGACCGCCGGUACUGGGAUUGCGGACCAAGUCAAGGACGCGAUGGCCCAAGAGACCGGCAAAUCGAAGGAGGAUGCUGGGCGCCAAAUCUGGUGUGUGGACAAGCCUGGUCUUUUGCUGGAGUCGAAGAAAGACAAGCUUACUCCAGCACAAAUUCAGUAUGCUCGUAAUGACAAAGAGUGGGAAGGGAAGCAGCAUGACGAUCUGCUCUCCGUAGUCAAGGAGGUCAAGCCACACGUACUGAUCGGAACCUCCACAGUCCCUGGGUCCUUUACCGAGGAAAUCGUUCGGGAAAUGGCGAAGCACGUGGAGCGACCCGUCAUCUUUCCACUGUCAAACCCCACUCGACUUCACGAAGCGAAGCCGCAAGACCUGUUCGAUUGGACUGAUGGCAAAGCGCUAGUAGCUACCGGCUCGCCCUUCCCUCCGGUGAAGUAUAACGGGAAAGAGUACGAUAUUUCUGAGUGCAAUAAUUCGGUAACGUUCCCGGGGAUCGGGCUUGGUGCCGUCCUCAGUCGGACAAAGCUCCUCCCACCGUCCCUUAUCGUCGCUGCCGUCCGAGCGCUGGCAUCGACUGCACCCAUCCUCAAGGGAACCGGCGCUGGCCUUCUGCCUGACGUAACAGAAGUGCGCGAAAUCAGCGUCCAUAUCGCCAAGAAUGUCAUCCAGCAAGCGAUCAAAGAAGAUCUAGCCCAAGAGCAGGAUAUCCCAACCGACGAUGACGAUUUGGAAGAAUGGAUCCGCGAGCAGAUGUGGGAUCCUGAGUACCGCCCACUGAAGCUCGUUGAGGAAGAGGGUGCAACAGCGCAUGCGAAGGGCGAGGCAGGUACUAGCUCCCAGCACAGGAAGGCGAGCUUCAACUACACGGCGAGACUAUGAAUGGGUUUAGAGUGUGCAGCGAUAUCACAUCUUAAGGGUACAAUACCACCCCUUGGCGUGUGGUGCGCUAGUCACGGUGUGGCCUAGUCUUGAGCCAACUUCCGACGGAGUCCCAUCACGUCCGUUGUUCGUUCAACAAUCUGGCUCCGUGGAAAUUCGUGAUCUGAAAUUUUCACCCUACCAGCGGCCGCCCUGCAGGAUGUGAGAUAGUGCCCCUUGGUGCGCUUGCGGCCAGGGGCUAGUACUUACCACAAAUAUAUGUUUACCUAGUACAUCUGGUUACCGCCGUACCGAAAAACUAUC